Molecule: messenger RNA, 8789 nt
Organism: Octodon degus (degu)
Lineage: Eukaryota; Metazoa; Chordata; Mammalia; Rodentia; Octodontidae
Gene: Rc3h2
Product: ring finger and CCCH-type domains 2
Exons: 21
Coding region: 283-3720 (1145 amino acids)
Molecular function (GO): metal ion binding
Source: RefSeq, a predicted model, not a curated record
AGGAGGAGGAGAAGAAGGGGGAGGGAGGAGGAGGAGGCCCCGUCGCGGCCUUUGCCGCCGCCAACGGGGCUGUCCCUGUAGCUCCCGAUGGAGUUUGAGGCCGUGAAACCGCCGCCGAGCUCUGCCGCGGCGAGACGAGGCGCCUCCAUCGCCGAGCCGCGCCGUCGCGGGGCUCCCGGGAGCGGCCCUUAGCGACCCCGCCCGGGCCCCCUCAGCUUACAAAACACUACGCAGCAAAAUAAUGAUCUGCUAGACUGCUAACCCGAGCAUCCAGCUUCCACAAUGCCUGUGCAGGCAGCUCAGUGGACAGAAUUUCUGUCCUGUCCAAUCUGCUAUAAUGAAUUUGAUGAGAAUGUGCACAAACCCAUCAGUUUAGGUUGUUCACACACUGUUUGCAAGACCUGCUUAAAUAAACUUCACCGCAAAGCUUGUCCUUUUGACCAGACUGCCAUCAACACGGACAUUGAUGUGCUUCCUGUCAACUUUGCACUUCUCCAGUUAGUUGGAGCCCAGGUACCAGAUCAUCAGUCAAUAAAGUUAAGUAGUCUAGGUGAGAAUAAACACUAUGAGAUUGCAAAGAAAUGUGUUGAGGAUUUGGCGCUCUACUUAAAACCACUAAGUGGAGGUAAAGGUGUGGCUAGUUUGAACCAGAGUGCACUGAGCCGUCCAAUGCAAAGGAAAUUGGUGACACUUGUAAACUGUCAACUGGUGGAGGAAGAAGGUCGAGUCAGAGCCAUGCGAGCCGCACGUUCACUUGGAGAAAGAACUGUAACAGAACUAAUAUUACAGCACCAGAAUCCUCAGCAGUUAUCUGCCAAUCUGUGGGCUGCUGUCAGGGCUCGAGGAUGCCAGUUUCUAGGACCAGCUAUGCAAGAAGAGGCCUUGAAGCUCGUGUUGCUGGCUUUAGAAGAUGGUUCUGCUCUCUCACGGAAAGUUCUGGUACUUUUUGUUGUGCAAAGACUAGAACCAAGAUUUCCUCAGGCAUCAAAAACAAGUAUUGGUCAUGUUGUGCAACUACUGUAUCGAGCUUCGUGUUUUAAGGUUACCAAAAGGGAUGAAGACUCUUCUCUGAUGCAGCUAAAGGAGGAAUUUCGGAGUUACGAGGCAUUACGCAGAGAACACGAUGCCCAGAUUGUUCAUAUUGCUAUGGAAGCAGGACUCCGCAUUUCACCUGAGCAGUGGUCUUCACUCUUAUAUGGUGAUCUGGCUCAUAAAUCACACAUGCAGUCUAUCAUUGAUAAGCUGCAAUCUCCAGAAUCAUUUGCAAAGAGUGUCCAGGAAUUGACAAUUGUUUUGCAACGAACAGGUGACCCAGCUAACUUAAAUAGACUGAGACCACAUUUAGAGCUUCUUGCAAACAUAGACCCUAAUCCAGAUGCUGUUUCACCAACAUGGGAGCAGCUAGAGAAUGCAAUGGUAGCUGUUAAAACAGUAGUUCAUGGCCUUGUGGACUUCAUACAGAAUUAUAGUAGAAAAGGCCAUGAGACACCUCAGCCUCAGCCAAACAGCAAAUACAAGACUAGCAUGUGCCGAGAUUUGCGACAGCAAGGGGGUUGUCCACGAGGAACAAAUUGUACCUUUGCCCAUUCUCAGGAAGAGCUUGAAAAGUAUCGAUUAAGGAACAAAAAGAUCAAUGCAACUGUAAGAACGUUUCCUCUUCUAAAUAAAGUUGGUGUAAACAGCACUGUCACAACCACAGCCGGAAAUGUCAUUUCUGUCAUAGGAAGUACUGAAACAACGGGGAAAAUUGUUCCAAGUACAAAUGGAAUUUCAAAUUCAGAAAACAGUGUUACCCAGCUAAUUCCACGUAGUACUGACAGUACAUUAAGAGCUCUGGAGACUGUGAAGAAAGUGGGGAAAGUUGGCACUAAUGGUCAGAAUGCUGCUGGGCCCUCUGCAGAGUCUGUAACUGAAAAAUUCAAAUAUGGAGUCCAUGAAAUGAUCUUUGGGAGUUUUGUAGAUGCCCAUCAUGGUGUGCAAAAUGGGUUGCUUUUAUAUGCUAGAUACUACCCACCACCUCCAACGGUACCAGCUGGUGUGGCUCCCUGUGUUCCUCGCUUUGUGAGGUCCAAUAAUGUUCCAGAGUCCUCCCUCCCACCUGCUUCCAUGCCAUAUGCUGAUCAUUACAGUACAUUUUCCCCUCGAGAUCGAAUGAAUUCUUCUCCUUACCAACCUCCUCCUCCGCAGCAGUAUGGACCAGUUCCCCCAGUACCUUCUGGAAUGUAUGCUCCUGUGUACGACAGCAGGCGCAUCUGGCGCCCACCUAUGUAUCAACGUGAUGACAUUAUUAGAAGCAAUUCUUUACCUCCAAUGGAUGUGAUGCACUCAUCUGUCUAUCAGACGUCUUUGCGGGAAAGAUACAACUCAUUAGAUGGAUAUUAUUCAGUGGCUUGUCAGCCACCAAGUGAACCAAGGACGACUGUGCCUUUACCAAGGGAACCUUGUGGUCAUUUGAAGACCAGCUGCGAGGAGCAGAUAAGAAGAAAGCCAGACCAGUGGGCACAGUAUCACACUCAAAAAGCACCUGUUUCUUCAACUCUUCCUGUAGCAACACAGUCUCCAACACCACCUUCUCCUCUAUUUAGUGUAGACUUUCGCACAGAUUUCUCUGAGAGUGUGAGUGGUACAAAAUUUGAAGAAGAUCAUCUUUCCCAUUAUUCUCCCUGGUCUUGUGGCACCAUAGGCUCCUGCAUAAAUGCCAUCGAUUCAGAGCCGAAAGAUGUAAUCGCUAAUUCAAAUGCUGUACUAAUGGACCUGGACAGUGGAGAUGUUAAGAAAAGAGUACAUUUAUUUGAAACUCAAAGAAGGACAAAAGAAGAAGACCCAAUAAUUCCCUUUAGUGAUGGACCCAUCAUCUCAAAAUGGGGUGCAAUUUCCCGAUCUUCUCGUACAGGUUACCAUACUACGGAUCCUGUUCAGGCCACUGCUUCCCAAGGAAGUGCAACUAAGCCCAUCAGUGUAUCAGAUUAUGUCCCUUAUGUUAAUGCUGUUGAUUCAAGAUGGAGUUCAUAUGGCAAUGAGGCCACAUCAUCAGCACAUUAUAUUGAACGGGACAGAUUCAUUGUUACUGAUCUGUCUGGUCAUAGAAAGCAUUCCAGUACUGGAGACCUUUUGAGCAUUGAACUUCAGCAGGCAAAGAGUAACUCAUUACUUCUACAGAGGGAGGCAAAUGCUCUAGCCAUGCAACAGAAGUGGAAUUCCCUGGACGAAGGCCGUCACCUUACUUUAAAUCUUCUAAGUAAGGAAAUUGAACUGAGAAACGGAGAGAGUGAUUAUACAGAAGAUACAACAGAUACUAAGCCUGAUAGAGAUAUUGAAUUAGAGCUUUCAGCACUUGAUACUGAUGAACCUGAUGGACAAAGCGAACAAAUUGAAGAGAUCUUGGACAUACAACUUGGUAUUAGUGCUCAAAGUGACCAGUUGCUGAAUGGUACUGCAGUGGAAAAUGGGCAUCCAGUUCAACAGCAUCAAAAAGAGCCAUUAAAGCAAAAGAGACAGAGUUUAGGUGAAGACCAUGUGAAUCUGGAGGAGCAAAAACCAAUUCUGCCGGUAACUUCUUGCUUUAGUCAGUCACUCCCAGUGUCUGUGAGCAAUGCAAGUUGCCUCCCCAUCACCACAUCUGUCAGUGUCGGCAACCUCAUUCUGAAAACUCAUGUUAUAUCUGAAGAUAAAAACGACUUUUUAAAACCUGUUGCAAAUGGGAAGAUGGUUAACAGCUGAAAGGAGAUUCAUCUUUCAAAUUUGUGACCACACCAUGGAAGCAUUUACACUAGCUUUUUAUAUAUAUAAUAUAUAUUAUAUAAUGUAUAUUUUUUUUAAAAAAAGAUAUUACUGGGGGCAUCCAUUUCCUGUGGACUCUUUGAUACUUCAAGCCCUCUUGCAUUAGCAUUAUGAAAAAAAAAAAAAGAAAAUUUACUUUACUAGGGUAACAUGUUCACUUUCCAGAGGUGAUUGGAAUUUGGACAACAUUUAACUUAAGCUUCAAGCAGCUUUUUAUGAGUUUGUAGCAAUCCGGUGCAGUAACUGAGCCAUUUCCUAUUUUAAAUGGCUUCUGUAGAAAAAUUAACAACUCAGUUAUUAAACUAGCAGGAUCCUACAAUGAUACAUCUAGUGAAAGUAGAAUUAAUUAACUUAUUUAUUUCUAUUUUAUGUUUCACUGAGAGAAAUUUCCAUCUCAUUCCAGCUGCUUUAUUUAUCUUUUUCAUGGGACUUUGCAUGGAUUUUUUUCCUUUUUUAAAUUUUUUGUUUUAAUUUUGAAGAGUGGAGUUAGACAUUCUUAUCAUAGAGUUUUACAGGGUUAUAUACUAGCUUUCUUUACUGUAUUAUAUGUAGGAGUGUGGUGCAGUGCUUUUAUCUGUAGCAUUUAUUUUUUUUUUAAUUUUUAAUUUUUUAAGAAUAGUUUCUGCUUUGUUAAUAUUUAUACACAGGCUACUUGUUGAAGUAAUUAAUUAAAAAUAUAACCAAGUGCCUAAGUCUUUCAGCUGAUGUACUAGAUAUUAAAUUCUCCUAAGUUAUGCAGAAUCGUUUUUACAAUUUUGAUAAAUUAUGCACUAAUGUAAUGGCGGUUUUUUAAAAUGCAGAUUUAAGCCUGUACAUUAUAGGAUCUGUUGACUUGGCAAAAGAAUCAGGUGCUUUCAGCUUUCUUGAGAAAACCCUGUAUGUAGCGUUUGCACUGACUAACAAGAUGGUAUUGCUGGGUUUUUAAUUUAAACUAAUUAAUUUAGAUGUUCAUUGCAUUAUCUUGGUUGAAUAUUGUUUAUUGUUACUUCAUGUUGGGGUUAAUUUUUUUGUUUUUUUUUCUGACUGGUAAGUUGAUAAGACUAUGAACCAUGUUAUAGUAGAACAUUGGCUAACAUUUAUUCAUAUUUAAAAACAAUACCUGUCCUAGCAUAAUGUGACUGAAAUUAUUUUGACUUGGCAUCUAAAAGUUUGCAGUAGUAUGUUCAACUAGCCAUGGCCCAGAUUUGUGGAAAUACUUCAUUGAAACCUAAAUUUCAGUCAGCAUUUGAAAGCAAAAGCUAGGCAUUUUUUCAAGGUAACCUUACCUAUAGUUAGUCUUUUUGUUUUUCUUCCAUUUCUUUAAGAUUAGUUUGACUUUUAUAAUUUUUUUAAUUAACUUCUGUGAAGUUGUUUACUCUGAAAAUUGUACUGGAAUAUUUUAAGCCAAGCUGAUCUUUCACCAGGUGUACUGUAUGUAAGGGCUUUUCCUGCUAGCAAGAUGCUUAAACAGGAUCAUGUUAUUGGUCGUCUGAGCUAUUUAGUUAUUUUACAAAACCACAGCAUUGUAUCAGAUAAGAUUUUGAUAAAAGUUUUGUGCACAUUUCCAGGGGCGGGAGGGUUGACAUUUCCCUGAAAUUUCUUGAUCGGAAAGAGUAAAUACAAGUGUUUGAUACCUGUCUUAAUGAACAUGCUCAUAAGGUGACUGAUAAGUUGUAAAUAUACCUGAGAAACAAAGGGGUAGUUUUGAUAUUCUGGUGUCAGUAUGGAAGAUCUUACACAUUUAUUUAAUAUUCAGAUGUAUGAAGAUGUUUGUUUGUAGCAUAACAGCACAGUAGCCUUGACUUAGUUUUCUUUAAUUAGUACUGUACCUUUUUGCCAUGGCCAGUGCUCCUCAUCCCUACAAGGACAUUUUAUUUAUUUCACUCUGUAACCUGAAGUGAAUAGGAACAAGAGUUUUAAACCAUGUUACAUUAACUUAUUUCUGACAUUAUAAAUUAGCCUAGGAUAUUACAGGAACAUGAUUGUUACAUAAUUUAUAUCAGAACCUUUCUAUAAAUAUGUGCUUAUUACAUUUUGAAUGCUUCCAAUGUACUUUAUUUGCUGUUUUUAAUUCCAAAAAGGAUAUGCAAACCAAUCUGUCUAUUUCAUGGAUAUUUAAUAGUGAGAUCUUCCAUGUUGAAGGUAAUGUAUUUUUUUUUAAGAUUUUAAAAUUGCUAUUUUGUUACAAAAUAGAGACCUAUUAACAGUUGGAGAGCUCCUUAUGUGCCCUCAGGGAAAGAACCCUCUGUGCAACAGAACUACACAAAACAUCUUCAGCACGUUCUGAGGGUGAAUAUAUACUACAUAAAUUGAUCUUGUGUAUUUAAUCUUAUCUUUUUAAUUUUAAAAUUGAAAAUUUGAAACUUGGUUGUGCUCUGCUGGAGGGGGUUGGGAUAAACUGCUUAGGUGUUUGCCUACUUGUCCAGUAAAUUACAUUUGCAUAAGUGUAUGUAUAUACCCACCAACCUUAUUGAUAUGUCUCAGAAUAUUUAUAUUAAAGUAAUGCUUGUCUUGCAGCAGGUGAUCCCAUAAAAUAGUAACUCCCUAUUCUGAAAAUCCCACUCUUUUUCACUAACAACAUAGGAAUUGAUUCUGUGUUGACAUUAUUUCUGUAUUUCAUCUUUCUUUAUGUGGUAGCCACCCUCUGUCAUGGUUAAAUGUGAAAUAAAGUUAUUGGUGUUCUCUGCCACUUCAGAAGAAAGACAGUUCAUCUGAUCCUUCUUCAGUGGUAUCUACUGAUGUCACAGAGGGAAAUCAUACAAAUGAGAUCAAGAGAGUGGCUUCUUUGGGGCAGUUGUCAGUUGAUCUUUUCACCAACACAUUGUGAGUAAACAUUUUAAAUCAAAGGCUACAUCUCAAGAGGAGAGGAAAUUUGUAUCAUUAGUAAUGAAAAUUGUAUACGUUGCCAGUGGUCUAAUGAGGAAAAAGCAGUCUGAGAUUUGGUAAUUAGGAAAGGGUGUUUUUUUGGGUUUUGUUUUAUCCUUUUUCAAUUUUAAGUCCCUUCCUUAGGACCACCAGCCUUGCUCCAAUGCUGUAGAUAUAGUAUCAGUAGGUUUUUUGUUUGUUUUGUUUUUCUUUGUGUGUGUGUAGUUUUAUUUCAUUUUAUGAAUUUUGAGAAAGAUACAAAUGUCUUUUAGUUGAUACAUGAACAAAUGAGAUUCCUUUGCCUUUGCUGAUGUGAUAUACUUUCAAUGCCAUACAAUGAAAAAGUAUACAUGAAAAAUUGUGCAUUGUAAUUUUUAAGAAAAGUUAGUUCGUAGCACCGAUCCCCCCACUCCCUAUCCCAUGGCUGUUUACUUUAGUAAUAGACUAGUAAAUGAAAUAGCGCAUUCUAGCACUGAAAUUUCCAUUUCUUUGGAUUUAGUUAUUUUCGCCCAAAUUUCAAGUUGAUGUUAAUUACAUAAAGCACAUCCUAGUUUUGUAUACCACCUUGAGAAAAUUAACAACACACAAUUUGUAGGAAUUAGUGGGAUCCAUUAAACAUUAGAAAAACUUUUAAAAGCCAUCUGCCUUUCACAUUUUUUUAACCUUUCACAAUUUAGAUUCUAAAGCCUACUUUGUCUUAUUAAUCGGUAGAAUUUGUGACAUAUUUAAUAUGUGAUUUCAAAGUUGAGUAUUUCUUCUCUAGCUUCUUGAGUCCCUUUCUGAGCGGACCAUCACCAGUAUUGGCAAUCAAUGUUAAAGGGAAAAGUUAAAUUCCAACUGUGUGUUAGUUUGCUGGAAGAACUUUUCUUAUGUUUAGUGAAUAAAGAGUUGAUGGGAUCACUUACUGUAACUCCUUGUUUGCAAGGACCCCUUCUGCAAGCAGAACACAAAUGAACAUGCUCUAGGAGUAUACCCUUUUCUGGAUAAAUUGAAAAAGUUUGCUAGUAACUUCUCAGUACUAGUAGUUUCUUUGUAUCCCUUUGCUGGCAAGGGAGUACAAGGAGUCAAGACCACAGAUCAGAAAACCCCACAUUUGAGUGGAGACUUAUUUUUACUCCAAGAGCAGUUAUUCCCUUACGUCCAAAACUGGCAGUUUUGUGUUUUUUAUUUAUUUAUUUUUUUUUAACAUAAAAUUUUAAAAAAUAUCCCUAAACCAGUGAAAAACAGACACUGGCUGCACUUAGUACUGCCAAAAGCCAAGGUCAUUUGCACAUAUUCCAUCAACCUGUGAAGAAUUAGGCCUCACUCUGUAACCCAAGGCAUGGAAGUGCAUGCAUCCUCUUAGCUGGGCAAACGGUUAUACUGUAGUUGUGAUACAACACACGUGGCUUUUAUUUGUACUGCACAUAUCCACUGUACAGCCACUUGGGAGUAUCGUGGUUAGCUUGCAGCAACUGCUGUCUGCAUUUAUACUGUUUAUUGCAUAUUCUUUUCCCUGGAAGUGAAAGAGAAAUGUUCUUGUUGCAUUGAUUACACUUUAUAAAUUUGCUUAGCUGGAAAGUUUGGGAAAAGAGGCCUGUUUGUCAAUUGUACAACCGAUUGUGAAGCUCUAGUGUGAAUAUUUUUACGUCUGUAUUAGACAUUUUCUUUGCAAAUCUAUUGUUCGAUUGAAAUGUAAAUGAAAUUAAAGAUGGUGUACACCCAUCAUGUAAAAAGCAGGCACCAUCUCUAAGAUGGAUUUAAUGCUCAUUUUUAAGGCAUAUACUCAGCUUCUAUUUAAAACUAUAAUUUAAAAUAAUUCUGUACAAUGAAGUGGGAAAUAUAUAUGGGAAUAAAUUCUAUUCCAUUUAUUUCAAUUUGAAUUUCCAAAUUGUAAUGUUUCCCUUUGUGCUAUAGGAAUAGGAUUAAGUGGGGGAAGGCUAGGACUUAUAAGGCCUGUAUAUGGGGGGAGGGCAGAGAUGGAACAAUGAGGGUUGUGAUGAUAGUGAAUAGCAAAGAGUGAAUUCUGUGUGUUUUUGCUGUAGCACUGAAGUGAAGCGAUAUUAGCUUUGGCUGUUCACAAAAUAGAGCAUCAUGAUUUUCAGUGUUUGAGAGAAAAUUGAUGGAAAGAGUUUGCAGUACUUGACAUGUAUUUGCAUGCACAAAAUAAAAUUAUUUGUCCACCU